Messenger RNA from Neopsephotus bourkii (Bourke's parrot), 4378 nucleotides. Its product is annotated as pseudouridine-5'-phosphate glycosidase-like. NCBI's taxonomy places the organism in Eukaryota, Metazoa, Chordata, Aves, Psittaciformes, Psittacidae. The transcript has 18 exons. Gene Ontology annotation, molecular function: pseudouridylate synthase activity; kinase activity. The record is from RefSeq and is a predicted model, not a curated record. Bases 719 to 2917 code for a protein of 732 amino acids.
AGCAGCCAGGCAUUGAGUGAAACUGCCCCGAGGCCCAGACCAGACCAGUCUCUUAACCUUUACAGCUCUCUCUCCCUCUUUUUCUGUUUGGAAAUGAAUGUAAUUAAAGUGAAUAGGAGUUGCUAAGAGACCAGAGGAGUUCUGGAGUUUGUUGAAGGGGCUGAACUGCGGCUCUGCUUCCACGGCUUUGCGCUAAGAAGGAUGAUGUAACGUGAGCCUACAUAAACCUCUCCGGGCUCUAGGGAAAGCUGCUCUUUCCUCCUUGUACUUACAGCCUGGUUUAACAGUUCCCAGCUCCUUUCUUUGUUUUAUUGAACGGCUGUUUUCUCCUAGACACCAGCAAAAACUGGGUUCAUAUCUUUAUAGCAUUCCUCUGCCUGAGUCCACCUUGUACAUUGCUCUUCGUGAUCUUUCAGGCUGGAGGUGGCAGUGGCUGAGCCUGCAAUCUGUCAUGAGCAAGUAGCUUUGGAAAUUAAAGUUGUCUACUUCCAACCUCUCUCUAGUUUGUUACUCCUCAUUAGUUACUCUGCUUCCCCACGAUUUCAGCCCAAUGUUAACAACGGGUCAGGUGAACCCUUCCAACUCCAUUUCUGCAGCAUAACAUUUUGCUUUGACAGCCUGGCUCAUGCUUGAAGCACCAGGAGUCUCCAGGCAGUCUCCUGGGCAAGGGUUGUUUACCUGCCGAGAUCAAGGCAAUAGAUGGUAUGUUUAGCUUCACAUGGUCGCAUUACUGCUAAAUUACCUCAUUUGUUUUUACCUGACUUUUGUUAUCUCAGCACCGAGUGCAAAGAUGAUUGGGAAGAUAGCCUGGAGCCUGGGAAAACAUGUGUCUACUGUGGCAUGUGGGACCACCCAUGUGAGAAGAUUUCUGCAUGGUGCUUACAUCAGGAUUCAGCCUUCCGUACAGGAAGCCCUGAUGGAGGGGAGACCAGUCGUAGCCUUGGAAAGCACCAUCAUUACACAUGGCAUGGCCUAUCCUCAGAAUUUGAGCAUGGCCAGAGAUGUGGAAGAAAUUGUAACAAAAAAUGGAGCAGUGCCAGCCACUGUAGGUAUCUUAAGAGGUCAAAUCCAUGUAGGACUCACAGAUGAGGAACUUGAGUUCUUGGCAAGCAGUAAAAACGUAACUAAAGCGUCUCGGAGAGAUCUUCCUUUUGUCCUCAGCCAGGGCUUAUCCGGUGGCACUACUGUGUCUGGAACAAUGAUUGCCGCACACAAAGCAGGAAUCUCUGUGUUUGUGACGGGUGGCAUAGGAGGUGUCCAUCGGGGAGGAGAGAACAGUCUGGAUGUGAGUGCUGACUUGACAGAGUUAGGACGAACUCCGGUUGCUGUUGUAUCUGCAGGAGUCAAAUCUAUCCUUGAUAUUGGCAGGACACUGGAAUAUCUGGAGACACAGGGAGUUUGUGUGGCUGCCUUUGGAGAGUCAAGGGAGUUCCCAGCCUUCUUCUCACGCCAGAGUGGCUUCCAGGCACCAUAUCAGGUCCGGGAUGAAGAGGAGGCAGCUCAACUCAUUGCCAGUGCUCUGGGGCUGGGCAUGAGCAGCGGGGUGCUGAUAGCAGUGCCCUGUCCCAAGGAGCGAGCUGCCUCAGGCCAAGUCAUCGAAGAAGCCAUCCAACAAGCUCUCAGCGAAGCCAGGUCCAAAGGGAUCACAGGCAAAGAACUGACCCCUUUUAUGUUACGGAGGGUCAGUGAUUUAACUGAUGGGAAAUCACUGGACUCCAACCUUGCCUUGAUCCAGAACAAUGCCAGAGUGGGCAGUGGCAUUGCGGUGGCUCUGAGCAAACUGCAGAAAGCCAGGAGGAAGGGGAACCUGCCUCGGCGAGAGGACACAACCCCACCCCGGCCAGUGGUGAUUGGAGGUAUCAACGUCGACUUUAUAGCCAAGGCACAGAACCCUGUCAUCCUGGGUGGUGGGCAAACAAAUGCUGGAAGAGUGAGACGAACCUUUGGCGGCGUUGGAAGAAACUUGGCAGACUGCUUAAGCCGUCUUGGACAGACUCCUCUCUUUUUAUCAGCUGUGGGGAAGGACGAGCAUUCAGAAUCUGUCCUGCACUACUGUCACCAUAUGGACAUGAGUGCCGUCCUUCAGCUGGAGGGGAAGAACACAGCCACUUACUGUGCUGUGAUCACCAGUGCUGGGGAGCUCAGUGUCGGCUUGGGAGACAUGGACAUCCACCAACAGAUAACAGAGCAAUAUGUAUCUCAGUUCAAGGAGAACCUGUGCCAGGCCCCGCUAGUGUGCAUCGAUGGAAAUGUGCCUCUUUCCACUAUUCAGUAUGUCUGCCAACUAGCUAGAGAGCAUCAGAUAGCAGUGUGCUAUGAACCAACAGAUGAGAACAAGGCCUCUAAGCCAUUCCUCUCAGACAGCUGGAAAGCGCUUACAUACAUUUCCCCCAACCUGCAAGAGCUAAGAGCAAUAAAUCGGACCCUCGGGAACCCUCUGCCAGCAGAGCUGCCAUCCAGGUUGGAGGAUGUUGUCCAGACCGCAGUGGCCUUGGCCUGCCCUUUGCUGUCGCAUCUGCACUGUGUGGUGGUAACCCUCGGCGCUCUCGGCAUCCUCCUGUGUGGCAAGAGCCUGGGAGGAAGCAUAUCACUUCGUCCAGGACCUCAUGAACAGGCUGCUGCUGCCAGCCUCUGUGCCACCCACUUCCCAGCCGUCCACAUCAGCAGGGAGGAGAUAGUCAAUGUCUCAGGAGCCGGUGACAGCUUAAUGGCAGGGAUUCUUGCAGGGAUCCUUGCUAAACAUGACACAGAUACCUGUGUCCGGAUGGGUCUACUUGCUGCAAGCUUGUCCCUCCGUUCCUAUGAGCCUGUUUCCCCAGAAAUCAGCACUUCCAGCGUCAGCCAGGAGCAAGUCAUGAGCAGGAGCUGGCCAGAGGCAAAGGUAUGGAAGAUGGACCAGAGCACCAUUGCUCUAUGACCUAUCAACUCCUUUCACUCCCAACACUGCUAUUUCCAGGAACUGGGCUGUGUUCUGAGCUUUGAGCUCAAAAGCUAGCUGCUGACCAAAGGACUUAGACUUUCAGUACAUGCUACUACAGGAGGUGAAGUGUCAGCAGAACGCAUUUGGUGACAACCUGUAUUACACUGUUCACAUUUAUGUUUGUCUGCAAUUUGUUGUUCUUUCCUGUUUUCUUUUCUCUCUCUUUUUUGUUUUUAUUUGGUGGGUUGCAGCAAUCACAGCUUGGUUCUUCUACUGCCUGUCAAUACUGUAUCUCAACCCCCACCUAAUGAGAACGCUCAUCUGUUUCGGCCUUGAGGAAGGAGGCCCUAACCCAAGGAACUUCUUUGUAAACAAAAGCUGGUGUCUGGUCUUUUAGACCUCGUGCUUCCCUGAAUCUCCAGUGGUAGAGUUUCCACAGAGGGAAUUUUCCCUUCCUCCACCUGUGUCACUGUUGUCCAUUAUCACAGCAGCUCCUUUCUCACUAACUCCCAGAUCUUCAGGACCAUGUCUCUUCAGAUGGGCCAAGCAGCAGCAUCCUUUCUUCCUGCUUACUCUUGGUUUCUAUCCCAGAAGUCCCAUGGACCACAACCUGCAACAAGGAGCAGCUUGCAGGCACAUGACACUGUGGGACAGCCUCAUCAGUCUUCCCAAGACAGCCAGCAAAUGCCACACUUUCUUGCUCUGAAUUCCAAUGCCCCUGGAGGAAGCAGGCAAGAUAAAUCAAAGAGGGGUAAACAGGGGCCAGCUGGUGGCCUUUGAAGUAUGACUGCCCUUGUUCCACAUCUUCCUCGGAACUUGGGACUUCCAGCCUCAUCAGCCCAGAGAGUGAAGUUUAAAGUAAGAGAGCAAGCCCCUCUCACCACACCUCCAUUCCUGACCACUUGGCAAACCACUGGCAACUUCAGAGGAGCCUCCCCAUGCCUGGCUCUCCAGAGGCAUGUGGUGCUAGACCACUGCAUGCUGGAAUCAAAACAUUCAGUUACACCUUCCCUUCUGUUCAGAACAAGAAGUCUCCUGGUAUCAUCACAGAAGCUCUGGCUAAAGAUACUGUUUCCAGGGAGGAGGGAAGCACAGCCCUUGCCUGCAGGUGAACAUGCAAGCUGUGUAGCUCAAAUGACUGCCAAGUUCACAGUGAGUCCAUAGCAAAGACAAAGCUUCAUUGACUCUGAUCAGGCUGGAGCUGCACAGUUAUUCCUCUGCCUAACCCCCUCCAGCCUCUUUAUUGACAAAGACAUCUACACUUAGAUCAAUUUCAUACAAGCUAAGUCUGGUCCACAGCCUUUGAAAAUCACCUAAUGUAGCCAGCUUGGCAACGGAAAUCAGCUUCUCUGAUUUCCUCCUGUUGUGUACUCCCCUGUUGUGUAACUUACCUCCCAGAGGCACUUCUGCAAGUUAUCUUCUAUUCCCUGAGCAACUAAACUUGAGGGUGGGAAGACA